This is a messenger RNA of Heterocephalus glaber (naked mole-rat), 2353 nucleotides long. The record is from RefSeq and is a predicted model, not a curated record. Lineage: Eukaryota; Metazoa; Chordata; Mammalia; Rodentia; Bathyergidae.
CCCGGCUGGGUGUGCGACAGGCAGGCGCGCGUCCGAGAGCCCCUCGCCGCGUCCCUGGCAGCUACCGCCUCCCACCCACCCGCACCCCCUGUUCCCGCCUCUGCAGCCCUCCGCGCCUCCUCUGCUGCCAUCCCUGCAGGUUUCUGUCUCCAUCCUCCCCGCCUGUCUCCCCUCGUUCACUUUCCUCCCUCGAAGCCUCCCCUGGCUGCCGCCGCCCCCUUCUCCUCCUCCUUUUCCUUCUCCCCCUCCAGCGCAGCCCUCUCCUCUCCUCUCCUCUCCUCCUCCGCUCCCCUCGGCCCAGCCCAGCAGUCCUUCCCCGGCGCCGGUGAGCCCCGGGCUGCCCAUGAUGGGCUCCGUGCUCCCGGCUGAGGCCCUGGUGCUCAAGACAGGGCUGAAAGCGCCGGGGCUGGCGUUGGCCGAGGUCAUCACCUCCGACAUCCUGCACAGCUUUCUGUACGGCCGAUGGCGCAACGCGCUGGGCGAGCAGCUCCUGGAAGACAGGAGUCACCACGCCAGCCCCAAGACGGCCUUUACCGCCGAGGUGCUGGCGCAGUCCUUCUCGGGCGAGGUGCAGAAACUGUCCAGCCUGGUGCUGCCUGUGGAGGUGAUCAUCGCCCAGAGCUCCAUCCCUGGCGAGGGCCUUGGCAUCUUCUCCAAAACGUGGAUCAAGGCAGGCACCGAGAUGGGCCCCUUCACUGGCCGUGUCAUCGCCCCCGAGCAUGUGGACAUCUGCAAGAACAACAACUUGAUGUGGGAGGUGUUCAACGAAGACGGUACGGUGCGGUACUUCAUUGAUGCCAGCCAGGAAGACCACCGAAGCUGGAUGACCUACAUCAAGUGUGCCCGGAAUGAGCAGGAGCAAAACCUGGAGGUGGUCCAGAUCGGCACCAGCAUCUUCUACAAGGCCAUCGAGAUGAUCCCCCCGGACCAGGAACUGCUGGUGUGGUACGGAAACUCACACAACACCUUCCUGGGCAUCCCCGGGGUGCCCGGGCUGGAGGACGAGCAGAAGAAGAACAAACAUGAGGACUUCCACCCCGCGGACGCGGCUGCGGGCACGGCGGGCCGCAUGCGCUGCGUCAUCUGCCACCGCGGCUUCAACUCGCGCAGCAACCUGCGCUCGCACAUGCGCAUCCACACGCUGGACAAGCCCUUCGUGUGCCGCUUCUGCAACCGGCGCUUCAGCCAGUCAUCCACGCUGCGCAACCACGUGCGCCUGCACACGGGCGAGCGGCCCUACAAGUGCCAGGUGUGCCAGAGCGCCUACUCGCAGCUGGCCGGCCUGCGCGCCCACCAGAAGAGCGCGCGCCACCGGCCGCCCAGCGCCGCGCUGCAGCCCCAGUCGCCCGCGCUCCCCGCGCCGCACGCGCACGCGCCCGCNNNCGCCGCCGCCGCCGCCGCCGCCGCCGCCGCCGCCGCGCACCACCUGCCGGCCUUGGUGCUGUGAGAGCCGCGUGCAGUUGCCCGCGCUGCGCACUGCACCUCCGCGCCGCGCCCCGUCCCGAAAGGAACCCCAGCCCCGGGGUACGCGCUCUUCGCCAUCCUGUGGCUUGGUGGCUCGGAUCCCCCCUUUUGGAGGAGUCCCCCACGACCGGCCGCAUCCCCGAUCUCCCUCUCGGUGCCCGUGCGCCCAGGGACUGGCUGGGGGCGCGCGUCUCUGCGUCCUGGGGUUGGAGGCCUAGAGAGGCGGGACCCAAGGACAUAGCCUUGAGAGUCGGGGACUGUGGGGGGCCAGGAACAGCCCGCAGAGGCCCAGGGAGCUGCUCCGAGCGCGAUGGCUCCCGGAGUCCCCCGCGGCCCCCGGCUCCGGCCGCGGGCGCCCUCUGGUGUCGCCUCCCGCCUCGCAGCCACUUAGCUGAAUUCCCGUCGGGGGUUUUGUAAGAUAAAGAAACUAUAAUAUUAAUUAAAGAAGUAUAAAGUGUAUAGAGUUUUCCGGAAACUGUGUUCUACUUCCAGAAAAUGGUCACUUUACCUUUGUACAUAGUUAUCUAAAUGAUAUUUACAAAACUGUGAUAUAUAUUAUUUGAUUGUAUAUGUACACCUGUAAAUACAUUUGUACCUCUUGUAUUCUAAAAUAAAAAUGACUGGGAACAUUUCUUCCCUGGCGUUUGAGCGGGUGGGCGCGUGGAAAGAUCAGGAAAGCCCUCAUAUGCUGGCCAGGGGGGGAGGAUGAUUGUCCCAUUUACGGGUGCUGAAAUUCGCCACGGUGCCCUCUGCAGGGAAACAGGUUGUCACCGUUCGGGUCAGACCCCGGAGAGGAGGCCACAAGACUAGCCCAGGCUGGUUUCAGGCUCAUGGUGAUCCUCCUGCCUCAGCCUCCCAAGUGCUGGGAUGAUAAGCGUGCACUGCCACA